Molecule: messenger RNA, 2163 nt
Organism: Wallemia mellicola CBS 633.66
Lineage: Eukaryota; Fungi; Basidiomycota; Wallemiomycetes; Wallemiales; Wallemiaceae
Product: bud site selection-related protein
Exons: 2
Coding region: 1733-2119 (128 amino acids)
Molecular function (GO): zinc ion binding; nucleic acid binding
Source: RefSeq, a predicted model, not a curated record
ACUUAAUUUGUAUAUACACACAUAUAUAUGUCAAUAAAAACGUCUUUUGGGUAUUGGUAUCCUAAUCAAACAGUCUCUUACGACUGCUUUUCGGCGGCGAUGGAAAUCUAUCACGACUAAUCAUUAUGUUCUUCAUCAUUGGCGUUAAUCCUGACUUGUCAGUAGUAGACCCUAUCUUCGUCGUUGGUCUCUUUGGUCUGUAUUCGCUCUGUGUUCUCAUUGCCUCUGAAGGUGGUCUACGAAGCUUCCCGGACGGAGUAUAAACAGCUGGUUGAAUCCGAGUAGGUGAUGGCGCGCUUUUUCGCUUAGGUGAAGUCGUAGGCGAACUAUAUUGUGACUGAGACAACGAAAACUGUGUUGUUUUCUUCGCUGAGUUUAGUAUCUCCUUCUGUUGAUACUCCAUUAUCCUUUUGUUUUGCUCCUUCAAACGGAAUCUCACAGCAGCUUUCUUUGUCGCUUCAUUCUCUUUCUCACUUUCACUCUCACUGUCGCUUUUGAGGUAGCUUCUGCGACCCCUGGUGUAACUGUCAAGGCUGCUGUCACUGCUCUCACCCAAUUCAACUACAUCUUUACUGAUGUCUGAAACGAAUGACUUAUUGAUGCUUCUAUCAAUAGUAGGGCUACCAUUGGAGCUUGAGCUUGAGCUCGAACUCGAACUUGUUGGUGUAUAUCUACGCUUAUCACGUGCGUAUCUGUCCCUUUUGUAGUCCUUUGUCUCAUACUCACUAUAUUUCUUCUCUUUCUCUGUCCAAAAUUUAUCAAAGCUAUUCUCAUUCUCGCUUUCAUCUUCAUAACGCUUCGCAAGUACUCUACUGAGUUCUUCAGAGUCACUGCUAUCAUUAUAAGAGUUUGAGAGGACUUCUGCAUCAUCUGAAGAUAUAUUUGCGACAUUCGGAACGCCAAGUGAUGAUCUCCUCCUAGCUUUGCUGUACUCAACACUAGAUCUUGGUCUGGAUUUUGAAAGUGCUGUAAGAGAUAAGCAUCUUGAUAGUUAUAGAUGACAACACGUACAUUUGAAAUUACUCGAUUUGGGAGCAUAUGAAGUACGCUUUUCGAGUAUCUCAACCGAAUCAUCACUUUGAUCAUCACUACGACUAGCCGAAUCAUCCUGCCAAUCGUUAUCGUCUGAUAGUUCAACUCUAUUCGACAUUUCAUAGUAGUGUUUUCGGGUAUCUUUGUAUAAAUCCUCAUGAUCAGCAUGUAAAUCUUUAUCAGCGAUAAGGAAUGCUUCUAAAUCUUCUUUAUCUUUAAUCAUACGUUGUUUCUGCAUUAAUUGUUGGUGUUGUUCAAGUAAUUCUCUCUCAUGUUCACUAUUGUCGUCUGAGUUGUCUUGAUCAUCAUCACCAUCAGUUUUAGAUCUACCACCGAAAGUAAUCCUUUCUAAAUUCCUCAAGUGACCUCUAUCUGAAAUAAUCUCACCAGUUAAGAUAUCAACUUCGUCGUCCACCUCUGCGUCAAUAUUGCCAUAUUUUGCAGCUAUUAAAUCCCAAGUAUUUCCUAACUUUAAAUUUGAUAUAUAUCUUUUAAAGUUUACGUCAUCUUCUGUAUAAUUCUUCUCUUCUUUAGAUUUUGCUAGUUCAGUGAAUUGAUCUGGUGGUUUAUAAUCUUUACUAUUAAAUGGUUUAGGAAAGUAACUCAUAUUAAUAAAUAAAUAUAAACUUUUUUUAUCUUUUUUCUAUCAAUUCUUGACGGUCGUAGUAGAAAUAAACUUUUAACUUAAACGCUCGUAGAAAUGCCUGGUCCAUCAAGGAGGAGUAGAACAGGUGCAUCAAAGAGAGAUAUACAUAGAGCAUCACGUACUAGAGCUCGUACAAAGGAUCUUGAUCAGGUUCAAUUGGAAGAUCUAUUACCUGAGAACAAGGCAAAACUUGAGAAUCAACCUUUAGAUGAAACUCUGCCUGGAUUAGGUCAACACUACUGUAUUGAAUGUGCAAGGUAUUUUGAAUCAGACGUUGCACUCAAGGGACAUACAAAGACUAAAGUACACAGGAGACGUCUAAAAGAUCUCAAAGAACCUGCUUACACUCAAGCAGAGGCUGACGCUGCUGUCGGUUUAGGCGUUGAUAAGACACAACGGAGUUUGAACAACGACGGACAAGCUAUAAAAAUAGACUCUUAAUGUACUUAUGAAAUUGUAUGUAUCUAUAGAUUAUUUAUGCAAAC